UUUCUAAAUAAUUUAUAACACAAAUAAUUGAACAUAAUUGUAGGCUGUAAUUGGACAAAAUUGCAUGCCAAGUAUACACACACACAAUAGCAUUUGGGACCCAAAUUUUGAAGGGAUUACAUUGUAACAUAUUCCACUUGGCACCAAUCACAACCUCAACCACCUUAUCCUCCCAUAUCGAAAAUCUUCCCAAUAUCCAAACUUCACACUCACCUCACACUCUAAACUCAUCAAAAUCUACACAAACACACAAGCCCACAAGCAAUCAAGAAUAACCUCAUCAAACCAAAGGAAAAAAAAGGGAUUCAAAUUUCGAUCAUCUUANAAAAAAAAAAAAAAAAUGGCCUCAACUGCAUGUUUCUUGCACCACCUUGCAACUGUCUCAAGCCCAGCUGGUAGAACAGCUUCUAACAGCCGCCAAGUACCGUCUCUUAAGCCCGGCGUACUACUCUGCCGGGCCCAAAAGCAGGCCGAGGCCCAAGAAUCUGACAGCAGCAUUGUUUCCCGGAGAUUGGCCCUCACUGUUCUGAUUGGGGCUGCUGCCGUUGGCUCCAAAGUCUCACCUGCAGAUGCUGCUUAUGGAGAGUCUGUCUUUGCGCAUUUUUUCACCUAUGAUAAAGCAAAAGCUAAUAUCUUCGGGAAGCCAAAAACGAACACGGAUUUCAAGGUUUACAAUGGGGACGGGUUCAAAGUGGCAGUUCCCUCAAAGUGGAAUCCGAGCACUGAGGUCGAGUUUCCCGGUCAGGUUUUGAGAUAUGAAGACAAUUUCGAUGCCACUAGCAAUCUCUCGGUCACAAUCACACCCACCGACAAGAAAUCUAUUACCGAUUAUGGCUCUCCCGAAGAUUUCCUCUCUAAGGUGGAUUAUUUGCUUGGAAAACAGGCCUACUUUGGUAAAACUGAUGCUGAGGGCGGAUUUGACUCGGGAGCGGUGGCAACGGCCAACAUAUUGGAGACGGCAACUCCAGUGGUCGGAGGCUCACAGUAUUAUUUCUUGUCGGUGCUGACGAGGACUGCUGACGGGGAUGAAGGCGGCAAACAUCAGCUGAUAUCAGCAACGGUGAAAGAUGGGAAGCUUUACAUAUGCAAGGCACAGGCUGGGGAUAAGAGAUGGUUCAAGGGUGCUCGCAAGUUUGUUGAAAAUGCUGCAAGUUCUUUCAGUGUUGCUUAAAAGAGAGUGUACUAUUGAAAAAAAUGUAUGUAAGGUUUUUCAUUUAACAUGUAAAACAAGUGUUGACCACUUGAAUGCACCAUUGAGAUUUUGUGUAAAAGUUUUUUGAGGUGCCCUUUAAACCUCACUAGUUUUUUACCUCGUUGGGCCAUUUUUGUUACUGUCACAACAACUUGAUCGAAAUGGUUGCCAUUCUUUCAUGCAGCAAACUUUUAAAAGGUAACAAUAAAAUAAAGUUGGGGUUUUAUGUUUUUCCUUGACA
Striga asiatica is the source of this 1433-nucleotide messenger RNA. NCBI's taxonomy places the organism in Eukaryota, Viridiplantae, Streptophyta, Magnoliopsida, Lamiales, Orobanchaceae. The record is from the annotation of a GenBank genome assembly.